AUGAGCUCUUCGCAGUCAAACAACCCUCCUUUACCGACUUUGAGCGCACCAAACAGAACAUUCGUUUCUAAACAACCACCGAGACGCACAUCGACAUUCUCAACCACUUCACCUGUUUCGCCAAUCGCAUCCUCGCUUUCUCCGACUUCUCCAUUAACACGCACACCUUCGAACGAGGUCGUUGAACCUUUUUAUCCCCCUGGAGCAUCAUCACAACUGCCCAUUGCCACCGCGGCUGCCAACACCAUUAAGCAAACCAUUGCAUCAACCACGUCCUCAUUUCUGCGGAAGCCAUCCGAGUCUCACCUAUUCAGUGCCGCACAAUCCUCGGCUCUCAAGACACUCUCCUCCGCUGUAUCAUUGAGCAUAAACGAUUCCUCGUUCUGGCCAGCUUUAUUACAAACGACAAAGUUCCCAUCAUCUCAUUCGCUACAAGAUACGUACGAUUUGGAAAUGGCUACAGUAAGCUUAUCCAUCGACCUGGCUGCGAAUAAUGUCAGGACACGAAACUUCAACAAGCUUGUUCUUCAUCUACUCAGCCAACUGAAGCAUAUCCAAUCAACCAAUCCUGAGACCAUCCCAACCGAGGCUUACAAUGCAUUGUUCUUGACCCGUGUUUUCACCAAGCAUUUCGCUGGCAACUUGACCAAUGAGGAAAUCAUGAAGCAGUUCGAAGAUAAUGUGGACGUUCCUCAAGAAAACACCUUUCAGCUCGAUUUGAAAAAGCUUACAAUCAGCGACCAAGUCAAAUCGGAUCAUCGACCACGUGGCGAGCAAUUGUUGGACGCACUUACAACAGCCCUGAUUAACCUGGAUCCAUAUGAAAAUUAUUCCGCCUACGAAUUCUAUACCGAGAUCCUCAACACGCUCAUUGUCUUUUUCUCCACCCAAUUACAUCGCUCUCAUGUGAAUGAAGGAAAUUACUUUUUGGAUCUAUUACUGGACAAGUUUGGAGAUCGUGCAGAUGCUGUUGUUGCAAAGCUACUUGAGAACUUUAUCACACAAAAACCACCUCCUGCAUUAUCAUCAAGCGUGGUGUACAAUGCCUAUAGCUAUCUAUUUUCUUCACGAUCAGGUUCAGCGUCCGAUGUGGAUCCAAUGCCCAUGAACGAGCGAAGUUUGCUACUCCUCCUUCUAUUGACGACUCAGCUGAAAACGUCCCGAGAUGAUUCAUCUGCACCGACAUCGCCAUAUAGAACCGUAUUCGCUAAUCUUCGGGAUCAUAAUGUUCUUGCAACCGAUGUCGAUGGCCAAGACAAGAAAUUUCAUCUCAUUUCUUUCAAGGACCUUUUCUCUUUAUUUUGCAACUCGCUGGGUGUUGAGGAACGAAUGCUUUUAUUAUACGUCAUGUUGGUGGAAAAUGACUCAUUCCGGGUAUAUGUGCUAUCAAGGACGGAUCCAGAGACAAUGUACAUACCCAUGUUGAAGAUCAUCUAUGAAUCCGUGGAGGGGAAGACCAAUUAUUCGCAGGUGUACAUCUUAUUGACGAUCAUGCUGAUUCUCAGCCAAGACGAUGUGAACAACGAGACUAUCCAAAAGAUCAACGUGGGCAAUUUGACAUGGUUCACCGAAAGGCCAUUAUUGAAAUCGAUAUCCUUGGGAGGACUUGUAAUGCUGGUGUUGAUCCGUACUUUGCAAUUCAACUUGUCUCAUCAAAAGGACAUAUACUUUCAUACAAAUUGCUUAGCCAUCCUGGCCAACAUGUCGAGCACGGUGUUGGAUAUGCAUGCUUAUGUCGCACAGCGGAUAAUCAGUAUGUUUGAGCUGAUAUCUCGGAGGCAGCAAAAGCUAACAACAAAGCUUGCGCAUCAAGAGGCUGUUUCAAUGCAAGAUAUUACUGUGUACGAAGACAUGCUUUCGCUUGUGCUUGAGAUUAUCAACUCCAUCCUCACCCACCGACUCAAGAAUAAUACCCAACUUGUAUACGCCCUGCUUCUCAAACGCGACAUUUUUGCUCCUUUGCGAAACCAUGCCCGCCUUUCAGAGCUGAUACGGAAUAUCGAGAACACUGUGGAUCAUUUUCAUGCACGUGUAUCUGAGGCCAACCUAAAGGCUCCAUCAACAAAUGAGAUUUUGGAUUUGAUUGAUCAGGCUGCUCGAACUUGGACAUCAAAAAGCCUUGACACGAUGCCGGACCUGAAGUUCCAAUAUGAAGAAGAGCAAGAUUCACGGGAGUUUUUCGUACCUUAUGUGUGGGCAUUGAUACAUCGAAGAGCGUUCAUCUAUUGGACGGAAGAAAAGGCACACAUAUUGCAAGAAUACCGACAAAUGAGUGGAGAGCUGGAAGAUAUCGAGAUGAUCAGCGAACGAAAGGAACAUCUUAGUCGUAAUGGAUAA
Messenger RNA from Lichtheimia ornata, 2337 nucleotides. RefSeq lists its product as uncharacterized. NCBI's taxonomy places the organism in Eukaryota, Fungi, Mucoromycota, Mucoromycetes, Mucorales, Lichtheimiaceae. Gene Ontology annotation, cellular component: Golgi apparatus. Gene Ontology annotation, biological process: Golgi organization. The coding region runs from base 1 to 2337 and encodes 778 amino acids. The transcript is spliced from 16 exons. The record is from RefSeq and is a predicted model, not a curated record.